Molecule: messenger RNA, 1503 nt
Organism: Rotaria sp. Silwood2
Lineage: Eukaryota; Metazoa; Rotifera; Eurotatoria; Philodinida; Philodinidae
Source: the annotation of a GenBank genome assembly
AUGGCUACCGCUGCUCUAUCAAACGAAUAUUCCGAUACAAAGAUCGAUGAUCAAUAUCUUGGACUCUUCUGUCUUGUCUGGCUCGAUGCCAAUAUAAAUGUUAAAGAAACUCGAGAUACAGAACAAAACUUGCGUUCAAUUAUCAACCAUCUGAAGAAGUUUCAAGAUGUAAAACAAUGUCAAAAAUUUAUUGAACAAAAAUCACAAAAAGAUCGUUUAGUAUUCAUUGUUAGUGGUCGACUCGGACGAGAGAUAAUACCUUCUAUUCAUAAACUUCGACAAGUUAUAUCAAUCUAUAUUUAUUGUAUGGAUAAAAAGAGCAAUCAACAGUGGGCUUGUAAAUUUUCGAAGGUGAAAGGUGUUGUUGUUGAACUUGAUGAACUUGUUUCGCGAAUUAAAGUUGAUCAUGAAAUUCAAAAGAAAGUCGAAGAACCAUUUUCCAUCAAUAUUUUUACUACAAGUGCCGAUCCUGGCAAAUCCACAACGGGAGUUAAUGGCCAAUUUGUUUUUUCUCAAGUUCUUAUUGAUUGCAUUCUACGACUAAAAUCUACUCAAACAGACAAAACUGAGCUGAUUAAUUAUUGUAAAACUGAAUAUGAUGGCAAUCAAAUCGAGUUGAGUAAUAUUCAUGAAUUUCAACAAGAUUAUUCACCUAGUAAAGUAUUACGGUGGUACACUAGAGAAUCGUUCUUUUAUAAAACACUGAAUGCUGCUCUACGUACCCAAAAUAUUCACAUAAUCUUUUUAUUUCGUUCAUUUAUUUCUGAUCUCCAUCAGCAAUUACAACAUUAUCAAGCUAAACAUUCUCUAAGAGUUUAUCGAAGUCAAGUAAUGUCAAGUGAUGAAUUGGAAACUUUGAAGCGAUCUCUUGGUCAAUUUAUUUCUAUUAAUUCAUUCUUUUCCACUAGUACUGACUAUUGGAAAUCUCUUUCAUUUCUCGAUUUCUCUGAUACUUCAGAUGAUUUAGAAAGAAUAUUAUUUGAAAUCGAUGCUGAUCCCAAGAUAGUCACAACAAAACCAUUUGCUGAUAUUAGUAAAUAUAGUGAGUUCAGUGAUGAAGCGGAAGUACUCUUUAUGAUUGGAUCUAUCUUUCGUCUUAAAAGUAUUAAUCGUGAUAAAAAUAAUGUAUGUAUCAUUCAAAUGACUUUGUGUAGUGAUGAUGAACAUGAUUUAAAACAAGUUCUUAUGUAUAUGAAACAACAAACUGAAGGUGGAGAAACAAAUCUUCGAACAUUAGGAAAAGUAUUAUGCCAAAUGGGAAAAUUUGAUUUAGCUGAAAAAUAUUUUAAACGUCUAUUGAAAGAACUUCCAUCGAAUCAUCCUUUACUUAGUAAUUUGUAUGAAGAUCUAGGCCAACUAGCAUCGCAGACAGGUAACUAUGACAAAAGUGUCCAGUGGCAUAAAAAAUCGCUUGCAUUGAAAAAGGAACAUAAAUUACCUGCCAAUUCCAAUAUUAAUGAAAUAAAGAGCUUCAGUGGUAAGUUCAUUGAGGAAAAUCUAUGA